GUGACGCGGCGUGGCCUGCUGCCUAGGAAACGCAGAGCGCGUGCUUCCGCUGGAGCAGGGGCUCCGGGGCUCCGACCUCCGGGCUGGGGCGCAGGCUGCAGCGGGACGCGAUGCUGUGCGCCCGCAGGCUGGGCGGCCUCGGAGCCGGGGUAGCGGCUCUGCGGCCGCGGCUAGCGGGCCGACUUGGCUGCAGAGCUGGCGUCCGAGCCCGAAGGGUCAGCACCAGCUGGGCCCCGGUGGGCGCCGCGUUCGACGUCAGGCCGCAGGGCCGCCUCCGGGGCGUGUUCGGCGAGCGCCGGGGUCUCUUUGGCGUGCCCGAGCUCAGUGCCCCCGAAGGGUUUCAGGUGGCGCAGGAGGAAGCCUUGCGAAGGGCGGAGGUGCUGGUGCAGCGCGCCUGUGCCACGCCCGCCGGGCCGGAGACCGUGCGCGUCUUCGAUGAGCUGUCCGACACCCUGUGCAGAGUGGCUGACUUGGCUGAUUUCGUGAAGAUUGCACACCCGGAGCCGGCGUUCAGAGAGGCCGCCGAGGAAGCCUGCAGGAGCAUCGGCACCAUGGUGGAGAGGUUGAACACGAAUGUGGAGCUGUACCAAAGCUUGCAGAAAUUACUAGCUGACAAAACGCUUGUGGACUCCCUGGAUGCUGAAACCAGGCGCGUGGCCGAACUGUUCAUGUUUGAUUUCGAAAUCAGUGGGAUCCAUCUAGACGAAGAGAAGCGUAAAAGAGCAGUGGACCUCAACGUCAGAAUCUUGGAUUUGAGUAGUCAGUUUCUUAUGGGAACCAACUUCCCCGUCAAGAUUGAAAAGCGCCUCUUACCCGAGCACAUUCACCGUCACUUUGUGCAUGACGGGAGUCACAUAGUGGUCGAUGGUCUGCACGCGGAGGCCCCGGAUGACCUGGUUCGAGAAGCUGCUUAUAAAAUUUUUCUUUACCCCAAUGCCGGCCAGUUAAAAUGUUUAGAAGACUUGCUCAGGAACAGAGAUCUUCUGGCGAAGUUGGUGGGGUAUUCUACGUUUUCCCACAGGGCCCUCCAAGGAACGAUAGCUCAGAACCCAGAGACUGUCACGCAGUUCCUUGAGAAGCUAUCCGACAAACUUUCUGAGAGAGCUGUGAAAGAUUUUGAGAUGAUGCGAGGGAUGAAAAUGAAACUAAAUCCUCAAAAUUCUGAACUGAUGCCUUGGGAUCCCCCCUACUACAGUGGUAUGAUUCGUGCGGAGAGGUAUAACAUUGAGCCCAGUUUGUACUGCCCGUUUUUCUCCCUCGGAGCAUGCAUGGAAGGCCUGAACAUCCUGUUUAACAAGCUGCUGGGCGUUUCACUGUAUGCAGAGCAGCCUGCCAAAGGCGAGGUGUGGUGCGAAGACGUCCGCAAGCUGGCUGUUGUUCAUGAAUCUGAAGGAUUGUUGGGGCACAUUUACUGUGACUUUUUCCAGCGAGCAGAAAAACCACAUCAGGACUGCCACUUUACAAUUCGAGGAGGCCGAUUAAAGGCAGACGGAGAAUAUCAGCUCCCAGUUGUAGUUCUUAUGCUGAAUAUUCCCCAUUCCUCAAGGAACUCACCCACGUUAUUAACUCCGGGGAUGAUGGAAAAUCUUUUCCAUGAGAUGGGACACGCCAUGCACUCCAUGCUGGGACGAACUCGGUACCAGCAUGUCACUGGGACCAGGUGCCCCACGGAUUUUGCGGAGGUUCCGUCUAUUCUGAUGGAGUACUUCUCAAAUGAUUAUCGAGUGGUUAGCCAAUUCGCCCGACAUUAUGAGACUGGACAGCCGCUGCCCAAAGCCAUGGUGUCCCGGCUCUGCGAAUCGAAGAAGGUGUGUGCCGCUGCGGACAUGCAGCUCCAGGUUUUUUAUGCCACUCUGGAUCAGAUCUACCAUGGGAAGCAUCCCCUGAGGAAGUCAACCACAGACAUUCUCAAGGAAACACAGGAGAAAGUUUAUGGCCUCCCCUAUGUUCCCAAUACUGCCUGGCAGCUGAGAUUCAGCCACCUGGUGGGCUACGGAGCCAAAUACUACUCUUACCUGAUGUCCAGGGCCGUGGCGUCCAUGGUUUGGAAGGAGUGUUUCCUACCGGACCCUUUUAACAGGGCUGCGGGAGAGCGCUAUCGCAGGGAGGUGCUGGCCCACGGCGGGGGCAGGGAGCCCAUGCUGCUGGUCCAAGGUAUGUUGCAGAAGUGCCCGUCUGUCGAUGAUUUUGUGGACGCUCUCGUUUCUGACCUGGAUCUGGACUUUGAAACUUUCUUCAUGGAUUCUCAGUAAUGGAAACACCGGACUCAUGCAGAUAGUAACUCUGUCGGAAAUGUUGUAGCUGUGAAAACUCGUUUCUGAUUUCAUUAUUCACUUAUGUAAUAACUUUUGGCAAACCUCUAAGCAGUGGAACUUGGAAUAAAUAAUUUGUUUGAAGUAUACUUA
Messenger RNA from Chinchilla lanigera (long-tailed chinchilla), 2405 nucleotides. RefSeq names its product mitochondrial intermediate peptidase (gene Mipep). The record is from RefSeq and is a predicted model, not a curated record. Gene Ontology annotation, biological process: peptide metabolic process. Gene Ontology annotation, molecular function: metalloendopeptidase activity. Bases 111 to 2252 code for a protein of 713 amino acids. Gene Ontology annotation, cellular component: mitochondrion. The transcript has 19 exons. NCBI's taxonomy places the organism in Eukaryota, Metazoa, Chordata, Mammalia, Rodentia, Chinchillidae.